Orussus abietinus is the source of this 7990-nucleotide messenger RNA. It is a transcript of the gene BicD, whose product is annotated as protein bicaudal D. Gene Ontology annotation, cellular component: cytosol; Golgi apparatus. The record is from RefSeq and is a predicted model, not a curated record. The coding region runs from base 323 to 2659 and encodes 778 amino acids. Gene Ontology annotation, biological process: protein localization to organelle; regulation of microtubule cytoskeleton organization; microtubule anchoring at microtubule organizing center. Lineage: Eukaryota; Metazoa; Arthropoda; Insecta; Hymenoptera; Orussidae. The transcript has 8 exons. Gene Ontology annotation, molecular function: dynactin binding; dynein complex binding; cytoskeletal adaptor activity.
CCUUGGCCCUGUCAAGCCAUCGGAAUCCAGAGCUCUAAAGUCUGGCAAGGAACGACCAGGGAGCACCGUUGAGGGCAAACGGUGGACGCCGAGGCCUCGGGAACGGCAUGUGAGGCGACGGAGGCGGCCGGGUAGCCGACGGAACGAAAGCGGAGGGAAACAGAGGGAAAGACCUGGCCGAAUCGGCGAACGAUGCGCUCGCGCCCGGACUCGAGCGUCGCGCAUCCCGGUGCUCCAAUUCGUCGGCGGUAACCCGCGUCGACAAGUGAUCGCGGGAUCUUCGAGAGAAAGCAGCUCCGUCGGCAGCAACGAGGCUUCUGCAAUGGCCGGGACGGAGGAUACCACGAUCGCCGAGCUCCGCUCCGAGGUCGAGAGACUUUCCAGGGAGCUCGACCUCGCCUCCACGGAAAAGGUCCAGUCCGCACAAUACGGCCUCGCCUUGCUCGAAGAGCAGUCCGCUCUGCAACAGAGGUGCAACGACCUCGAGGCACUCUACGAGAACACGAAGCACGAGCUCGACAUAACCCAAGAGGCUCUAGCCAAGUUUCAAACGACUACCAAACUGACCACGAAGAGCGGCAUCGAGCAGGAAGAAAGCCUUCUCUGCGAGAGCGCCGCAAGGGAAACCUCCCUCCAAAGCCAGAUUAUUGAGUUGGAGAAUGAAACAAAACAGCUUCGUCAUGAACUCGAGCGAGUGCAAUCCGAAAGGGACCAUGCGUUACAAGACCGUGAAGAAGUUGGGAAGGACCAUUUACAAGCUGAAUCCGAGCGGAAAAGCUUGCGGACGGAGCUACGAGAGUGUAGAUUUCGGGAAACCAGACUACUCCAAGAUUAUUCCGAAUUGGAGGAUGAAAAUAUCUCGCUGCAGAAGCAGGUUUCUGUUCUGCGAUCUAGCCAAGUAGAGUUUGAAGGUGCGAAGCAUGAAAUUCGCAGGUUAACCGAAGAAUUGGAGUUUUUAAACAGUCAGGUAGAGGAAUUAACGAAUUUGAAGAAAAUCGCUGAGAAGCAAAUGGAAGAGGCCUUGGAAUCUUUACAAAUUGAACGCGAGGCAAAAUAUGCCCUCAAGAAAGAACUUGACCAGCGGAUGAAUAGCGAAUCCAUAUAUAAUCUUAGCAAUUUGGCCCUUUCUAUCCGAGGCAUCGCCGAGGAUCAAGCUGCAGGCAGCGAUGGGGAUGAUGAUUCCCCUGCGCUGCGCAGAAUCGAGGCAGAUUUGAAAACUCAAGAGCCGGGUACAUCUGCCUCUGGGAAGCAGGUUGAUUUGUUCUCGGAGAUUCAUUUGAACGAAUUGAAAAAGUUAGAAAAGCAGCUAGAACUCGCAGAAAGUGAAAAGGCUUUGCUCACGCAGAACUUGCGUGAAUCACAGUAUGCGGUAGAGAAGAGUCAGGGAGAGUUACAGUCUUUUGUCGCUAGAAUAGUUCAAUUGGCAGCUCACGUUCAAUCGCUACAUCAACUUCAUUCGAAGUUGCCGGAGAAGCAGACCGAAGAAACAGCAUUGGAUAAGCUCACUCAGGCUGUUAUGCAGUAUCAUCAGUGGAGCACAAUAUCUGCACGUGAGGUGGAUCAGCUGCAGAAAGAUUUGUCAGAAUUGGAAAAGGGUUUAACGGUAUCCGACUCGACCCAGCAGCUUAGAACCGAAUUAACAAAUCUAAGGAACAAGAUGCCGUCUGACCCUACGUCAGAGAAGAAUCUACAGGCAAAGCUCCUGGAUACCGAGCAAAGGGGCAUGGAGCUCGAGUCCGACGUUCUGACCCUGUCAAAGUUGGCGGCGGAUGCCGGCGGUUCCCUCGACUCGGCGCAAAACGACUUGCAGAACAUCACCGACGAGCUAGCUCAACUUUAUCAUCACGUUUGCGCCGUGAACGGCGAGACGCCUACUCGCGUUGUUCUCGACCACGAGAAGAUAGUCCCCGAGAAGGAGAACGAUAACGAUAAGAUCCAGAUGAUCCGUCUCUUCAAGACGGACAUCAAUACGAAGGACCUGGAGAGUCUCAGCAAAGCUAAAGAAAUUAGCAAACACAUUGAGACCGCGCUUGAUCAAAUCAAGCAUCUCAGGAAUGCUGUCGAGCACACCAUUGAGUUAUCAAAGAUAAAAGGUGCGCAAGCCAACAAUCCUUGGGACGCCCCAGUCAACGAGAACAAGGCUGAGCAAGAGACCGAUCUGCAGGAACAGGUGAUCAAGUUGAAGGCCCUCCUCUCCGCUAAGCGAGAACAAAUUACAACAUUGAGGAGCGUUCUGAAAGCAAAUAAAAAUACCGCCGAGGUGGCUCUGAACAACCUCAAGAGCAAAUAUGAGAACGAGAAGCGAAUCGUAAGCGACACCAUGCUGAAGCUGAGGAACGAGCUGAGGAUGCUGAAGGAAAACGCCGCCACGUUCUCGAGUCUACGAGCGAUGUUCGCCGCGAGAUGCGAAGAGUACGUUACGCAAGUGGACGAGCUCCAACGUCAGCUGGCCGCCGUCGAGGAUGACAGGAAGACCUUGAAUCAGCUGCUGAGACUGGCGGUGCAGCAGAAGCUCGGACUGACGAUGAAGUUGGAAGAGCUGGAGGUUGACCGUGAGCUGAGGAGCAGCCGCAGACACACGUCGGGCGGAAAUGGACGCGGCAGACCGCGUUUGCAGCAACACACGAACCGUCCUAACGUGGGCAGAGAUUUCUUCUAGAAGAUGUUAAAGAUGUGGAGCAAGAUAUUUUGAGAGAAGUGGACACUUUGAGCACGGAAAGGACUCGACGGGGUCCAUGGUAGUAUCGAGUAACGAAUCCUUUCCGUGCUCCAGCGUCGCAGGACGGCCACGUAUCGUUAUCGCGGGUAUUAGAUUCGAGGAAUUUCUUAAGUUUCUUCUUUAACCACGCUAGACGACUUUAUAUACGUCUCGUUGCAAUUUGGAGAAAACACGAGUCUUCUCAUUGAACGUAGCGUCAGAUUUGUGCCGCCUCUUGAUACCAAGGGUGUACGGAAUAUUCCCCUUGACGUGCUUUUCUUGGUAAACAUUUUGACUUGGCAAUAUUCCUGACGGUUUUGCAGUCUCGGUGUCAAUCGGCUGCCAAAUAACGAUUUUACCGAAAUCGUGACGUUAUCGGUCUCAAUGAGGUAACGUACUGCACAAUUUUCUCAGAAUUUCAACGAGAUUGGAAUUUUAAUGCGUACGUUUAGUAGAGAAUUCGGACAAUUCGAGGUAAGAGUGAAAUUUACGUCCAUGGUGGUCUUCAAUAUAUUACGCGGUACGUCCUAAAGCGGAAUGCUCUUCCAGGACAAUCGAUGCCUUUAAAGUAAUCGUUUCUCCGGCAUAACUUCGCUCCAUGUCACUGCUUAUGUACACGUAGGUAUUUUGGCGUAAUAUCUGCCCUUCAACUGUUGAGAACAGUUUAGAUUACAGGAACUUGGUUCACGCCCGAUGUCCAUAGAUGGUCUCGGAGCAGACACCGCGAUUUACUCAUGGAAUUGGUAGGACGUUUUAAUUUUGACGUACAAUUCGUGCAGGAUCGACUUUAGGAUGCACGACGGAACUCCCUGUCGUCUCAUGCUUUAACUUAUUUAAUUAUGUUGUCCAACAUAAUCUCGUUUUACGGUGUAUGUGAAUGUGUGAAUAUUAUAGCAGGAUGCGAUUUUUCAAAAAGUGUCGGGUCACCCUUUUAUUUUAUUUUUAUUCUUUUGUCAAAGCGGUAGAACGUAGAGGACCACUAGAGCUGCGUUCGCUGCAUGACGCGAAGUCAAUACUUUCGGUAUCGAAAAAAUAUAAUUUCUCUCCCAUGAAACGACGUUUUCAGGGCACGCUUUUGGAAAAGCCAUCCUUCCUUUAGUCCUUACGUUCGGACCAGUUUCGAAUGUUCGGAAACAAGAGUCAAUUCGCCCGUUCAUUAAGUGUCGGACGCAGAGAUGUAUCUACGUAGUGUCGACAUUGGUAUCCUUUGAUACCGCAGUUAUUCCGGUUAUCUCACGCAGGAUAAAAAACGCGUCUCGCAAGUAGGCAGAUCGCAAAGAUUAAUCGACGAUCUUGUAUUACCGCAUACAUACGAUAGGGACAAUAUAGAAUUGAAAACAGAGAGAGAGAGAAAGCACGAGCGCAUUAGCAUUUAUAAUCGACGUAGAUGAAAGAAAAAGACGAGGCGACGUCUAGGACGCGUCGAAGUAGAGGAAAGAAAUGACGUUUUCUAGAUUUAAUCGUCCCUCGCGGCUUUACCCCCUGUUUUUUUUUUUUUUUAUUAUUUCUGAGGGGAGGCCAGAUCAAGGUAGAAAACGAAUUAGUGAAACGUCCGCCCGUCCUGUGACUCUCCGUUCGAAAUCACUCCUCUCCCGUCUGGAUGCUCGCGAAACUUCUUUUAUUUCUCUUAAAGAUAUAUUUAGCGACGUAGACUAUACAUCUGUCGCGAAACCUAUUCAAGCGAUUUUAUUUAUAAAUCAUUUCGCGUUCUGUCCCGACCCAGAGACAAAAAAAUAUUUAGGAUGAAAUUACCCGACGACGCGUUUUCGAGACUCAUCGGGGUAUCUUUGAUUUUUAUCUCAGCGAUGUGGCCUAAUCGUCUUUGGCAGCUUCGUUUCUACUUUCCUGUCGUCCAUUGUCUGUUUUAAAUUUGAGACCAUUACUGCAGCUGUUGCUCUGUUUUUAUUUUACUAUAUAUUACCGUUCCAUUUUAAUAUUGCUAUUAUUAUUGCGUUAUCGAUGUAGUAUUAACGUAGGCGUAGCCGUUUAUUAAUUAAUGUUUCUUGAAUUGUAUAUAUCAAUGAAUUUCGCUGACGGUGCUCGUGCAGUUCUACCUGUGCUUGGGAUAUGUGUUAUCGGUCUUUCGGGGAGUAUCCAAUUGUUGGAUAAUUUCUCACCGAUUACGACUAUUGGUGGCGGGAACCGCGGGUGAAAACCGUUCGUGUAUGUACUUCUCUUUUUUUUUUCCUCCCUUUUGUUAUAUUUAUUAACUUAUUUCGGGGAUAGGUGUAUGCUUUUGCAUUCUUUAUAUUAACACGGGAUCGCUCUUUUGGCAGUAUUUUAUUCUUUCUAAGGUCGGUAGAACUGCGGGGCCACCUUGUUGGGGCAAUUUUUAGAGGAAAUUUGUAACUGCGCUUUAUUAUUAACUACCUUCUGGGGCGUUUUCUCGAUCAAGCCCCCGAGGAAGUUUGAUUUAAAAAACGAUCUGGGGUAACGUGGGAAAUAUUUAACUCAUUCGUAUGGCUUUUUACGCUGAUUUCACGCGUAACGUUUAUCAUGGGUUCCGCGUCACUCGUGACGUUCGCUUCGGUUUGAUCUAGCAAAAGGAGACCUUGACGUCAUGGGAUUCGAUUUAUUUCGGCUUCGUAAGAGUAUCCUUCGUGCUCGCGACCGUCUAGCGCACUUCUACCGGUGUCCAUUAGUCGUUACGCUAAUUUUAAUCCGGGACUUUUGUAACAACGUUGCCCACUUAGUCGUCGUUACGUCCGUAUACGGCAGUCGCCAUUGACUUAGGAGCUAGGGCGAGCACCUCGACGGAACCGAAUCGUCGAUCGUUUGCCGAUUACAAUCGAGUGAUCAGUUGUCGCUUUUAUACUCGUAACACCGUAUAUUGUAAUACAUUUGUCACCGUGAAGCCGCCCCCACGUCGCCUUAAUCGUGGCUCGUCUCUCUCGAGGGGUCCUUCGGCGACCCUGCUCGAUCCUUUUUCCACGGCGCGACGAUAGGAGACACCGCGACUCGAUAUUAAAUUAAAUCAGGCCGAUAUUAGCGGCUAACUCUUAUACAUUAACACGAAGAAUCUCUUUAGGAAGGGUUUGAUCACACGAAGAUGCAAGACCCUCGGUCCUGCGUGCUCGUGGAUAGGAUAAUCGGUCUCCUUGUAAUCGCGGUUAUACGAUGUACCGUCACUCGUCGCGUUUACUUUGCCGAGCCUUCUCGGCGGUCCACCGUCCUUGCCGGACCUCCGGUUACCUCGAAGACGUCCACCCGUGGCGCAUCUUCUCGUCGAGGGGCUCUCCACGAUUUUCUUGGCGACCUGGGCACGGCUGGAAUCCACUUUGUGUCCAUAAACCGAGCCAGCCUCAGGCUACCGUCCCUUCCCUUCCUCUCGCGUCACCGUGGGAGCUGGCCAGGGAACCGUCCUUUACUUUUUCCUCUCGUUUUCCGUUUCGAAUCUUGCGUCGAAAGGGGCAAGCCGUACUCCCCUCGACUCUUUGUAUUGCCGUCCGCGCACCUAGUGGCGACCUGGGCCUUCGUCGGGUUCGUUUUCCCCGAUCUUUCACCGAGCAAAGAGGGGGGAACGCGAACCCGAUCGCUCUUGCCAAAGCCACUUGAUCACCGAUCUGUCCUUUUAAACGGAGACGCUUUACGUCCUUCGGGGGGAAAAAAAAAAAAAAGUUCCUUCAUAAAGCACUUGCGAGCCAUUCCGAGGGAGCCUUCCGAGGGUGAGGGAACUUGGACGUGGCGGGUAAAAAUAAAACGAAGAAAUGCGUGUCGAGGUCGGUCAGCCUUCGGGGAGGAUGCCAUGUUGGGCUCUUCUGGGUGGGAGUUCGUUGUCGUUUGUAUAUCGGUUAUUAUUUUUAUUUAUUUCUUAAUCUUUCGUAGCACUCGUUACAUCCCUGUUACUAGGGAACUUGAACGCGUCGUUGUCCAUUGCACAUUAUUUAUCUUUGACGUUCAUACCGUUUUAUGAAGGCUUAUUCAAGAAUGACUUGACCAAGUCCUUUUCGCGUUGCACAGAUUAUGCGCCAGGGAAUUGAAUCCAGGGGAAUUUAGGGGUACCAGUGGUAUUGUUAGCUCUUCCAGUCCUGAUUUAUAUACGAUCUGUCCAAAUGUUCAUUCCUAGGAACGUUCCGAUAAUUAUUUAAGCGGGAAGUAAGGGCAGGGUAACGAGCGAAGGAGCGAUAAAUGGCGAUACGUGAGAUUAACCCUUCUUCGACUUUGCGGAGGGGCUGCGCUCGAUCAGGGUUAAUUAAGACAUUGAUUUGCUCAAGGCUUCUAUAAAAAGCUCCAAUUGCGUCCCCCCUGACCAGUGCUCUCACGGUGACGCGAAACGGCUUAGAAGUUAAUGAUAAUAGGAACAAAUAAUUAUUGAAUAAGUAGCUCUAUACAUAUAUUAUAUAUAUAUACAAUUAUUAAUUAUGAAAGAAUUAUAUAUAAAUGAAUAUAUUAUAUACAUUUAUCCCGUUGCGAUUAAUUAUCUCUUGUUACUUAAACGUAACGGGACUGUCGAGUGGAUUAUUGGGGGAAAAUUUCGAGUGUAACGAGUAAGAGUAGGUUCGAGGAACGUCGAGGUCGUGCGGAGGCUUAAGGUCCGGGUCAUCGUGUCCAUAAUUGAUAUACCCAGGUGAUUAAUUGCCGACUCGAUUGUUUAACGUCAACGGUCGAUCCUUUUCGUUGGCACUGCGAGCGACCUGCGUCCAGCCAAAUACGAAAGUUCUUUUUAAAGCGUAAAACUUCGCGGUUUACGUUUACACCUGUAUCACACACCGAGGCCGUUUCUUUUGUCGAUCCCGUUCUCUUGACAUAUCUGUAAAAAAUGAAAGGAGGAUACUGAGCGCGUCGUCUCCUUAGGUGGAAGUCUGCAAUGAGCGUUCUUCGGUCGGAUCGAAAAUUAGGGGCGAAUUUAAUCCACCGUGGGCGAAUUUGAGAAUUGUAAGGAGGACGGUCAUUGCGGACUCGCGUUGACAAAAGAAAAUAAGAGGUAUACCUUGGCGUGAAUCUGACGGAUUGUACAUAAUGUAAAUGCACGUUAGCGUUGGGUCUUCGACCCCGUACUUUGUGUACGACGGGUCCGGACAAUUAGCCGACAAUUUGUAUCACAGGCCGUAUUUUCUCCGUAGCGGUUCGUCACGUAGGGGUUCCGAUGAAAAACCGAUUUUUAGAGGUACUCUCAUUUUUCAAGAUUAACCGUAUUUAAGAGCCACUCCGCGGAGGCGCAAUCGGUGGUUGUCUGUAACGACGUGGAGGGGUUACGUGCAUGUACGACGGACAUUAAAUAACUGAAUCGAUGACUGCCUGCCGGAACUUCGUUUUGUAACAUAAAUUCAAAUAUAACCAUUUGUAACCAAA